AUGGAGCGUUGGUCGGACCCGGCACACUUCAGGGUGGGGGUGAACCUUCCUGCAGUGGAUGACGCUCCCAUAUCGACUUCUAAGUUGAUGACGACCUUGAACGAGGUGAUGGCGAGAGGGCUGAACUUGAUGAGGCUGGGACUCAUCGCUGCGCCAGUGCUUGUUCAGUGCUUCUUCAUGCACAGCGUGGGCAUCGUCAGCUGGCUCUUUCGAUUGCUGGUGGUGUACCUCAUCAUGGGCUUUGUUUGCUUUGUGUCCGUGCCCGAGCAGCUCUACAACGGGAUGGGUCUUGGCAUGUUCCGCUGGGCCUUCGAGAUCUUCUACCCCGAGAUUGCCCGGGCCAACGGGAGCCUCCAAGCGCCAGCGGAGCGGAGCGUGCCCCGCGUCGCGGGCUGCAGGAUCGACAAGCUGGCAGGUCAGCGCGCGAAGCUGAGGUGGCAUGGGUCAACAAGAUUCUUGUGCCUCACUCCAGACGGCUGGGCUGUAACUGGGGAUGAGAAACACGCCUGCGCCUUUGAGCUGCAGAACGUCUAUUGGCGUGACAAACAGGUCCCUGAUACGUACCGAUUGCGGGUCAUGGACGACUCAUCAGACUUCAGCCAGUGCUGGUUGUCCUUCAAGCCCGUCAACCAUCUCCGCUUUGGUGGCUGGCUGGCGGCCUACGAAGACGAGAGCAAGGCGAGCCCCUACAAGGUUGUCUUCGACAGCUCCUGUCCUCCAGAUGCCUGCAAGCUGCUUUGCGCCUGGACCGAUAUGCUGCCUCCCGCACAGAGAUCCUGCACAGGCUACUACGUGGCAGAGCAGAUCUGUGGCAAUCAUUUGUACGUUGGGCACGGUUCAGACAGAGAGUCGGCCAUCCUGGAUUUUGUCUUUGUGUGA
This is a messenger RNA of Effrenium voratum, 879 nucleotides long. The record is from the annotation of a GenBank genome assembly. Lineage: Eukaryota; Dinophyceae; Suessiales; Symbiodiniaceae.